This is a messenger RNA of Lytechinus variegatus (green sea urchin), 4077 nucleotides long. Its product is annotated as zinc transporter ZIP10-like. Gene Ontology annotation, cellular component: membrane. NCBI's taxonomy places the organism in Eukaryota, Metazoa, Echinodermata, Echinoidea, Temnopleuroida, Toxopneustidae. Bases 19 to 2997 code for a protein of 992 amino acids. Gene Ontology annotation, molecular function: zinc ion transmembrane transporter activity. Gene Ontology annotation, biological process: intracellular zinc ion homeostasis; zinc ion import across plasma membrane. The transcript has 12 exons. The record is from RefSeq and is a predicted model, not a curated record.
ACUUCGUUGUCUCUCUGUAUGCACACGGCACGUCCUGGUACGCUGCGCACAGUACUAAAGUACAACCUGUUGUACGUAACACGCACUCAGUAUUGGAAAGACUGUCUAAUUAAGAUGGCGUACUUAGGUACCGUGUGCAGAGGUUUCAUCCUCCUUCUCAUCCUUUCAAACUUUUUGACGAUCUCGGGGGCGACGUCGACGAGAGAAUCGAGGGAUACACACGAGCAUGACCAUGACCACGAACAUGAACACGAACACAACCAUGAUGACUUUGUGGAAAUUGGAAAUUAUCUUUUGGAAGCUGAGCUUGCCGAACUGAGGGAGGAAUUCGACUUUUCGCACAAUCCGGAGCAGAACAUUUCUUAUUCCCAAGUUCUGUCUUUGGUUGAAAUAGUUUUCGGGCGAAUCGAUUGUGAACACCGGGUGGAUAACUGCACAAAGUGUCAGAAUGAUUUUACAGAAGAUGUCUUCUCAACCAUGGGGAUCGAUGUCGACCACGGGUUCGACGAGGCCACAUUCCUCCACGCCAGCUCCAUCCUCCUUUACGGGACCUACGAGAUGGUUUCCGUCUGCCACGCCGGCCCGGGUGGGACCGACCUCACCGAGAGCGUGGUCAUGACGUCACUCAUGACCACGGCGCCCGAUUCUUCGAACGCGACCUUGGGCGAGGCUGACCUGGAAGUGAUUCUUGACACGAUAAAACAGAACUAUACUGCAACAACCAUGGCCACGUGCUUCAACGUCGAAUCCGUAUUCGAAGAAAACGUGGCUGACCACGAGACAGGAGCUGACGACCACGAGACGCACCACAUCGCCCAGGUCGUGAUCAACGGACUCCUUCAUGGUCAUUGCAUUGGAGAGCCUUCGAUGCCGUCGACCGCAGCGUUCACCGAAUAUAUAUUCGGCAUAUACGGAACGUCAGGGGUCAUCCCAGAGGAAGAGUUUAUUCAUAUAAUGAUGGAUCUGGGCAUCGGCGAGCAUGCAGGCCACGACCAUGACCACGACCACGAACACGACCACGCCCGUAGGAGAAGGGAUAUCGUGGCAGCUGAUGACCAUGAUCACGACCACCCUGGUCACGAUCAUGACCACGAUCACACCCGAAAGAGGAGGGAAGCCAUGGCAGCUGAUGACCAUGAUCAUGACCACCCUGGUCACGAUCAUGAUCACGAUCACACCCGAAAGAGGAGGGAAGCCAUGGCAACUGAUGACCAUGAUCAUGACCACCCUGGUCACGAUCAUGAUCACGAUCACACCCGAAAGAGGAGGGAAGCCAUGGCAACUGAUGACCAUGACCACGACCAUCCUGGUCAUGAUCAUGACCACGAUCACACCCGAAAGAGGAGGGAAGCCAUGGCAACUGAUGACCAUGACCACGACCAUCCUGGUCACGAUCAUGACCACGAUCACACCCGAAAGAGGAGGGAAGCCAUGGCAGCUGAUGACCAUGAUCAUGACCACCCUGGUCACGAUCAUGACCACGAUCACACACGAAAGAGGAGGGAAGCCAUGGCAACUGAUGAUCAUGAUCACGACCACCCUGGUCACGAUCAUGACCACGAUCACACACGAAAGAGGAGGGAAGCCAUGGCAGCUGAUGACCAUGAUCACGACCAUCCUGGUCAUGAUCAUGACCACGAUCACACCCGUAGGAGGAGAGAUGUCAUGUCAACGGGCUCGAAGAGACGGAGCAUUAAGAAACGAGCUACAGUACUGGCUGAUGAUGGCCACAACCAUGAUGACCACGAUCACGAUCAUCAUAAUCACUCGCACGUACCGGAUGUUGCAACGACCUGUGUUUCAAGCGAGGAACUUCUCGACAUCUACGGCAUCGACCACGAGGAGGGGCUUACCCAAGAACAGUUCAACGCACUGUCUCCAUCACUGGUGCAACAGAUUUUGAGUGGCGCAUGCGCAGAGACCACCGUCACUGAGCCGUCUGAAAUACCCAUAGCCCAAGUAUGGGGAUAUGGCACUUUGGCCGUGUUAAUCAUCAGUUUAUUCUCGGUCUUUGGUGGCCUGUUCGUACCGUGCAUGUCGGAUUCAGUCUACGACAAAACCAUACAGACCAUGAUAGCAUUGGCCGUGGCCACAUUGACUGGUGAUGCUCUCUUGCAUCUUCUCCCACAGGCUGUAGGAUUACACUCUCACGACCACAGCCAUGAUGAGGGUGCCCACAAACCAACUAGCCCUGAGAUGGCCUAUAUAUGGAAGUGUCUCGUUGUAGAGAUGGCUCUUUACGUGUUCUUCGUCUUCGAGCAAACCACUACUUUCUUGGGGGUCUUCGGACACUCACACAACCACGCAGUAGGAGACAUGGAGAUGACAAUCAACGGGCAACGUCGGCGUAGCUUGUCCACUCGGAAUUCCUUCAUCAAGAACGGUUCGCCGGCGGUGAACGGUAAGGCGUUCACCGAACCGACGAUCACCGAGUCAAAAACUGAUCUGGCAAACCAUGAGGAAAAACUACACGAGGCUGUUGAAAUUCCAACGGCAGAAACCAAUUGCUGCAUAGAAGGUUGCAAUCCUGUUGCCAUGAUGAUUAUCUUGGGCGAUGCGUUGCAUAACUUCGGAGACGGACUGGCUAUCGGUGCUGCCUUCACACUCAGUCUCGCUGCUGGACUUUCCACGAGCGUAGCUGUCCUCUGCCACGAGCUUCCUCACGAACUAGGUGAUUUGGCCGUCCUCAUAAAGCAAGGAAUGCGGCUCCGCACGGCGCUACUUCUGAACCUGCUCUGCGCAUGUACGGCUUUCCUCGGAUUGUGGGUCGGAAUACCACUUGGCCAAACCGAUGUUGCCCGAGAGUGGAUCUUCGCUGCAGUGGCAGGCAUGUUCCUCUACGUCGGGCUCGUUGACAUGCUUCCCAUUUUACUAAACUACGAAGGAAAGAGCAGCAAGGGCACCGUGGCAAUCUUGCAGAAUAUAGGCUUCUUAUUGGGCAUCGGCAUCAUACUGGUCAUCGCUCUUUAUGAAGACUCCAUCUCAUUCGCUCUUUAGAAAUAAACAGGAUCACAGCGUUCCAUGACAUUUUGCUCCGGCCGCUUUUGCUCCAAUGGAAAAUCAGCACGCUUAAUAUGAAAAAAAAAAUAAAGCCUUGACAUCAAAGCCUAGUAAACACUAAUCCUAAUAUCUUUACAUUUAUUCUGAACCAGAAACUAUAUUACAGUCCUAACUCUAACCCUAUAUGCCCUCUGAGAUGACCUUAAGCCGUCCCUCGGAGAGGACCUUAAGCCGUCGGUCCUCUGGCAUUCAUGCUUUCUUAGCAAUCAGGUUAAAAAUCACCCUGUACUAUAUAAGACAGGAGCAAAUGUCGCGGGAACACACAUGUCGUGUCACUGAUCAGAUCUCGGACCAUGCAACGGACGGAAUUAUUAUAGGGGAGGGUGGGGCCUAAUGAAGGAAAGAGGGCGCUAUACGUAAUCGUGUUUUAUUGUUUGCUGGUAUUCUGGUGUACAGAUUUGUUGAUCGAGGAAAACUCAUUAAUUUGAACACCAAUUUGAAUGGACACUUCUACGCAAUAAUCUACUUAUUUACUUUUCAAAUAUAUGUAUUUAUAUAUAUCGCAGUUAUUGUAUUUUUCAGUUAAAGAAGUGGAACGAAAUUUCCUUAAUUAUCCGUCCAAUCAGGCUGUUUACAACUUAGAAUAUACAACAUAUCUGUAUCACCCGCAAACCAUCAAAACAGCAAUCUUGCUCCACAUUUGCCGUCCAUCCCUCCCACCCCCAAAACCCUCGACUUGGGACUGGAUCUUUUAAUACCGUUUACAUACGGACAAAUGCUUCACAAUAAUAAUGGUUGACCGUCACUAUCAUACUUUUAAUGCUUUUUCCUCAAAGGAAAAUGGAACCUUUGGAACAAGAUAGCUUGUGCGAAAACAGAAAAAUCAAAGACACCGAUCAACGAAAGUUUGAGAAAAAAAUGAAUAAAUAAUAAGUUAUGAGCAAUUGAAAUUUAAAUCAUUGUUGUAAUGUAGAUCCUCCAAUUGACAACGCGACAAUCUAUUAAUCACGUGUGAACAACUUUCCAUUACUUGUGUAUAUAUUUCACCUACGACCUCUUUUAUCACAUCUAUCAGUA